This is a messenger RNA of Saccharomycodes ludwigii, 1116 nucleotides long. RefSeq lists its product as uncharacterized. The coding region runs from base 1 to 1116 and encodes 371 amino acids. The transcript has a single exon. Lineage: Eukaryota; Fungi; Ascomycota; Saccharomycetes; Saccharomycodales; Saccharomycodaceae. The record is from RefSeq and is a predicted model, not a curated record.
AUGUCAGCUACUACAAAGAGAGGUGGUGUUUUAGGAUCUAUCAGGAAAUUUAAACAUCUAAACAAUAAUAUUACUACUAGUACACGUUCUACCCCUAAGAAGUUAAGUACAUAUAGUAUUAUUGAAUUUGGUUCGACAAAUUAUUAUUUAAGUUCACUAACUGACGAUAGUUUAUACUUCAAAAUAGAAAUUAUUGAUAACAACUCCAAAUCUAUAAAUUUCGAUUUAAUAGUAAAGAAAAAUGUCAGUGAUAAAGAACCAUUUUGUAUAUUACAAUGUAGGAAUAGCGGCACUGAGAUAAAUUUAAUAUAUUUCUUACAAAAUACCGAUUCUGCCUCACCUAUAAAAUUGAAAUUAUCCCGUGUACAAAAAAUUAACUUUGAUGGGUUCGAAAAUAAUAUCUUGGACAUCAAAUCCCUAUACGAAAAAAACCUACUGAUAAAUUUCGGUCUUGAAUUGAAAAUGGAUAUCAAGGAUGUAACUGCCGCCAGAGGCCAAAUGUAUACUAUUGGUCCCAUGCCUGAAUUGAAAUUAGCUAAGAGAAAUUACAUUUUACAUAGAGGUGAGAAUUCAGAAGAUUCUAAAAAAUAUCAUGUAAUCAAUAAACAUAAUGUAUAUUUUAGACAAGGAAAUGAAACGGACAAACCUUCAGAUGAUAAGAUACUUUGCGUAUUUAAACCAAAUAAAAAGAGGUGGAAAUCUUCUGUAUCAAGUACCUUAACAAACUUUGGUAUAACAAACAAUAAUAAUAGUAAUAAUAAUAGUGUUACCAAUAAUAACAAUAAUAAAGAGGAAACUGUGUUAUUGAAUAGAAUAACCUCAUCUGUGAUAGGAUCUUCGUAUGAUAGUGAAAAUGAGGAUGAAUCCGAUAGAACUAUUGGUGGUUCUAGUACUAACACUAAAAAUAACAAUGUUGGUCUUGGAAUUAAUGAUCUUAUGAAUAAUACAGAGACCGAUGAUGAAAAUGGUUUAUCUGUGGUGGGGAUAAUAACAAUAGAUAAUUCAAAAUUAGCCUGUAGCAGUGAUGAUUCAGCAUUUAAUCACAUGAUUGUAUUGAUUUAUACCUUUGCUGUAUCUUAUUUGAAGUUACGGUGGGAAAAGAAAUUGAUAAUAUAG